Messenger RNA from Rhea pennata, 1651 nucleotides. It is a transcript of the gene CHORDC1, whose product is annotated as cysteine and histidine rich domain containing 1. The record is from RefSeq and is a predicted model, not a curated record. The transcript has 11 exons. Bases 80 to 1075 code for a protein of 331 amino acids. NCBI's taxonomy places the organism in Eukaryota, Metazoa, Chordata, Aves, Rheiformes, Rheidae.
CCCCGCCCCGCGCUGCCCGGCUUCCGGCCGCCGCUCUGCCUGCCGGCGGGGGGGAGCCGGCGCCGGCCGCCGCGCCGCCAUGUCCUCGCUCUGCUACAACCGGGGCUGCGGCCAGCGCUUCGACCCCGAAACCAACACGGAGGAUUCAUGUACAUAUCAUCCAGGUGUGCCAGUCUUUCAUGAUGCUCUGAAAGGUUGGUCAUGUUGUAAAAGAAGAACAACAGACUUUUCUGACUUCUUAAGCAUUGUGGGCUGUACAAAGGGUCUCCAUAACAGUGAGAAACCUCCUGAGCCUGUUAAACCAGAAGUCAAAACUACCUCUGAACGAAAGGAGCUAGCUGAACUGAAACCCAAAUUUCAAGAACACAUAAUUCAGGCACCAAAACCACUGGAAACAAUUAAAAGACCAAGCCCAGAUGAACCAAUGACAAGUUUGCAACUGAAAGUAUCAGCUUCCUUGAAGCAAGCUUUAGAUAAACUGAAAUUGUCAACAGAAAAUGAGGAGAAAAAAGAAGAGGAGAGUGAUGAAAUCAAGAUUGGGACAGCAUGUAAAAAUGCAGGCUGUUCAAAAACAUACGAAGGACCACAGAGCACAGAAGUAGUAUGUAUAUACCAUUCUGGUGUACCUAUAUUCCAUGAAGGGAUGAAGUAUUGGAGCUGUUGUAAAAGAAAAACAUCUGACUUCAAUACAUUUUUAGCUCAAGAAGGUUGUACAAGAGGAACACAUGUAUGGACUAAAAAGGAUGCAGGAAAGAAAGUAGUUCCAUGCAGGCAUGACUGGCACCAAACUGGAGGGGAAGUAACUAUCUCAGUAUAUGCUAAAAACUCCAUUCCCGAUCUUAGUUACGUAGAAGCAAAUAGCACAAUGUUAAAUAUCCACAUUGUAUUUGAAGGAGAAAAAGAAUUUCAUCACAGUGUGAAAUUAUGGGGAGUAAUUGAUGUAAAGAGGAGUUAUGUAAACAUGACUGCUACGAAGAUCGAGCUUACUAUGAGAAAAGCAGAGCCCCUAUUAUGGGCAAGUCUUGAAUUACCAAUAUCCAGUGCACAACAGAAAAAAGAGAAUUCAGAUCAAUAAUGAAUCCCAGAGACAAGUGAUUUCCCGUCAUGAAGUGGUGACUUGCUACUGUAAUCAAGUAUUUAACUUUUAUAUACUUCUUUUGCUAGAUACUGUGCUGCAAUCUACAAAGAAAGUGGAUGCACAGUAAAUGAGAGUAUAAACUUGAAGAGCAAUAGCUCUUUUUGCUCUUGCUCCCAGGAGUAUAUUUAUUCUAUUGAAACAUUUCCAUGGAAAGUUCUAGUAGAAGAGCUAUUGCAGUUUGCUUACAACCUUACCUACUGUGCAUUAACUUUCUAAAUAGAUAUGCUCUCAGUCCAUACUGUAUGUUAAUUUUUCAAGUGUUCUGUUUAGACUGGAUCUACUGGGUAGUACAUGCUAAAUUCAGCUCUAUUUGUUAUGAAACUUUUCAUAAUAAGGAUAUAAAAUCUGAGUUUAUAAAGUGAUUAACAUGCAAUUCCACAUCUAGAAUAAAAAUGAUGCUUAAAUAUGAAAGAGCACUUGCAGACUCUUCUACUUGUAUGUUCUGAAACUAAUGUUCUGUUACCUGAUGGCUGUGGAAUGAUGGAAUAAAGCAUAUUUUGUUAAGGAUUUAAA